GCUGCUGCUGGCGCGGAGCCGCUGAAGCCCUGCGGAGGGGCUCGCCGGCUCUCGCACGCAGCGGCAGCGGCAGAGCGCGUCGCGUCUAGCAGAGCGAACGGGGAGGAGAAGGAGGAGGAGAGGAGAGGAGGAGGAGGAAGAGGAGGGAGGAUCUUCUCGGAGAGGAUGCCCGGAGCGGCUGCAGGGACGGCGGCGACAGGAGCAGGCUCGUCAGGAGCGGCAGCAGCGGCAGCAGCGGGGAUGCUGCCGGCUCAGGAGGCGGCCAAGAUCUAUCACACCAACUACGUGCGGAACUCCAGAGCCAUCGGCGUGCUCUGGGCCAUCUUCACCAUCUGCUUUGCCAUCGUCAACGUGGUGUGCUUCAUCCAGCCCUACUGGAUCGGGGACGGCGUGGACACCCCGCAGGCGGGCUACUUCGGGCUCUUCCACUACUGCAUCGGCAACGGCUUCAGCCGGGAACUCACCUGCCGGGGCAGCUUCACGGACUUCUCUAGCCUGCCCUCCGGAGCCUUCAAAGCUGCUUCCUUCUUCAUCGGGCUCUCGAUGAUGCUCAUCAUCGCCUGCAUCGUGUGCUUCAUUCUCUUCUUCUUCUGCAACACAGCCACUGUCUACAAGAUCUGUGCCUGGAUGCAGCUGACUUCGGCUGCCUGUCUCGUCCUGGGUUGUAUGAUUUUUCCUGAUGGCUGGGAUUCAGAUGAGGUAAAACGGAUGUGUGGUGAAAAGACAGACAAGUACACGCUGGGGGCUUGUUCAGUCCGCUGGGCAUAUAUCCUGGCUAUUAUUGGAAUCUUGGAUGCCCUGAUCCUCUCAUUUCUGGCAUUUGUGCUUGGCAACAGACAAGACAGCUUGCUAGCAGAGGAGCUCAAGUUGGAAAACAAAGACGAUGGAAAUGCUUAAAACAAGUUAAGGUAGUAUGCCACAGAACAAUUCCUACUAAGCCAAUCCUCACUAGAAUGAGCACAAAACGAAACGAACAACAGCUUUUGUACAUCAACAUUAAAAUGGGAAGCAGCUUGGGAAAGGGCCUCCGACGUUUCCUUACGCAGACAAACGCAAAACCGCCUGAUGGGUAAGCGCCACCUCCUAACCAUAGCUCAGCCAGACAUGGAAGGGAUUUUCAGAAGAGAAAUGCCAUCAUGAAUUCCACACCAGCUCAUUAGAAACUGUCAUUGAGGACAGCAUCCAGAAGACAUGCAUGACAAAGGGGAACAAAUUACAAGGGGUGUAGUUGUUGCUAGAUAAACAUAUGUAAUAUAUCUGCAUCGAAGAGGUUUGUAAAUGUCAUGUUUUUUAAUUCGGACAGAAAGCAAAAAGCUUUAAAACCUUUCACAGUAGAGAAAUUAAUUCCAGACUAUUCCUACCCCAGUAUCCAAGAAGUUCAUAGGACAUCUCUCUUAAACUGGCAUUUAUAGGUAGACACUCUGAAUGUUUCCAUCACCUAGUGGAAAAAAACCCAUAACUUUUGCUGCACUUCAUUUACUUCACUGUAUAAUAAGUUGACUGAAACUGUAAAGCUUCUCAAUUUUUACUGCAUAUGUGUUCUAAUUAACCUAUGUCUGUAACCAACUUUAGACUGAAGAGUUACUUCUGAGCUAUAUUCUGGUUCUAUACAGCAUAUAUACUAUAAGGUGCAUCUGACUGCAUAUCAUAGUACUAUAAUUUCCCAAGGCACAUAGAAGUGUUUGUAUUUGAAGUGAUUCAAUAAAAGCAUUUAAUUUCCUUUUUAAUAGGAGAAAGUAAUUUACCCCUUUAUGUAACCUACAGCUGCUCGCUGCAGGGGCAUUGCUAUUCUUUUCCCUUGGUCUGCCACAUAACUGCUGAGUGCCAAUCUCUGGCCCCUGCUCUUACCAAUCAGGCAAGGUGAUCUAACGAUCCCUUCUGACCUUAAACUCAAUACAUAACAAGGCAAAUAGACACUGCCAGUAGCUGUGUGAGGGCUGGGCACACAGAGCCCCGAGCACUGGUGGGACUGGGGCAUCCCUCUGCAGGGGCUUGGCAGGGCACCCCUCAAAAGGCACCCUCGUUUCUGAAGCCACUGAGGAGUGAAACAGAAGGAGGCAGAGAGUAUCAAGAAAGACUCAUAGCUGAAAGCCCAGAUGCCAAGCACCAAGAACCAAGCACCAAGCACAGAGGGACCCUCUCUCCUCCACUCCUCUCCAAUACCUCCCAGCAUGGCACACAUCUCCUCCUGGGCAGGAGCAUGCUGUUCCCUGUGUUUAUUCUGCCCUCUCCUGCAUCUCACAGGUGAAGCCAGCCCCAAAUGAACACUGGAGAGCUUUUUUUAAAGCUUCUUGCUUCAUUCUUUAACUUUUGUAGGAUGUGCCUAAAAUAACAAUUCAUUGCUAGUGAUGAUCCCCAGUAAUACAAUACACCAAAGACAUGAGUAAAACAUGAGUUAAAACUGGGUUUUAAGUAUUGGCUGCACAAUGCAAAUUAUUCCAGAAUUUAAUGCAUGAAUCUCAGCAAAUUUAUUUUCUUUUUGAAGAAAAAUUAUCUUUAAGCAAACUGACAAUAAAUAAAUAGAGAGAAUUGGCUAACUUCUCUAUAGCUACUGAGGUACCAGUGUAGCACAGCUUAUCUUAGAGACUGCAUGAUGAUGUGGAUCUCUGCUACAUAAAUUUAUGUGUGAAUUUGGGCAGCCUUUUUUUCCUUUAUUGUUUUUUUUUAACCCAGCUCUCCUCUUGUAACUGCUUGUAGGAGCCUGUCCUGGCUUCUAUGGGACCAGUGUUAACAGACCUGGUCAAACACAUCACCCAAGAUCAAUUAACCACCAUAAACCUAUUCCUAGUACCAGCUACUGACCUAAAGGGGUAUGGAAGGUAAAAAACGAGUCGUUUACACAUGAGGCUGCAUA
This is a messenger RNA of Pogoniulus pusillus (Red-fronted tinkerbird), 2854 nucleotides long. It is a transcript of the gene LHFPL3, whose product is annotated as LHFPL tetraspan subfamily member 3. Gene Ontology annotation, biological process: sensory perception of sound. Lineage: Eukaryota; Metazoa; Chordata; Aves; Piciformes; Lybiidae. The coding region runs from base 166 to 897 and encodes 243 amino acids. The transcript is spliced from 4 exons. Gene Ontology annotation, cellular component: plasma membrane. The record is from RefSeq and is a predicted model, not a curated record.